Homarus americanus (American lobster) is the source of this 2664-nucleotide messenger RNA. RefSeq names its product Krueppel-like factor 5. Gene Ontology annotation, biological process: regulation of transcription by RNA polymerase II. Bases 859 to 2493 code for a protein of 544 amino acids. Gene Ontology annotation, molecular function: RNA polymerase II cis-regulatory region sequence-specific DNA binding; DNA-binding transcription factor activity, RNA polymerase II-specific. NCBI's taxonomy places the organism in Eukaryota, Metazoa, Arthropoda, Malacostraca, Decapoda, Nephropidae. The record is from RefSeq and is a predicted model, not a curated record. The transcript has 2 exons.
AGCAGGCAGGGUGUGUGGCGGACCUCUCCCGCAGUGUUCUGAAGGAGGACUGUCCAAGGCUACACCACCAAGUGUAGAAGGCGUAGGCAGGGAGUCACGGACACCCAGCCUUCCUCUCACCUGCCCCCCCACCACCCCCAACACUUCCUUAUUCUGGCUCCGCCGCCCUCCACCACCGCACGCGACAACAACCACUGCAACACGACAGGGAAACCAAAACAAAAAACAUCCUCUUGAAUCCCAUCAAUCUAACCCGGGGUAAUAUUCAGUGUUAUUCCCUCUAUAUAUACGUAGUGAAGAUAUGACCCCCGUGAGUGUACAAAUACAAGAAAAAUAAAGAUUCCCCGAAAUAUUCCAGUGGUGAGAGAGACUGUUACUUCAUCCCCAGAAAUAAAAGAUAUAAAGAAAACUAAAGAAGGAGUUAAAGGAAUCUCAUUAGCAUUUGUUGUGUUGUUUACAAAAGAGCCAAUAAGAGUCACCAACGUCCAUAGUCGCUUUCUACACUACAAGAAAUCGUCAUCAACUCAGAGGAAACCAAGUCAUUAUUAUUUACUGUUUUGUUAAAGUCUUGAAAAUGAGACUUAACCCAUAGACUGUAAAGAAAGACUUGUGGUUGGUUACUUAACACCAUAACAAAGACUGAUCUCUCUGGUGGCUUCAUAACAUGUGUGUGUGAUGCUAUUGUUAUCAUACAGACGAUAACUCAUUGUGAAAGAACCUAUUGGAUUUUGAAUCAUCUAAAUAGAGUGUGUAUGUGUGUGUGAGUGUGUCUGUCUGUGUGUGUGUGUGUGUGGAGGAUCGAUCCACUUCAAGAACUCAUCAUCCACUUCGUCAGGCGUCCACAUUCGAUGAACAGCAAUGGUGGAGCUGGUGGAGAGGGUUGAAGAUUACAAGGACUCUACAUUCAAGUACCAUCAUCCAUACCUGCCACACGGAAACUCCACCGCCGAGAUUUCCGAGAUGUGGCAGGAUAUUGAAACGCUGUUGAUGACGGAGGGUAGUCCUGUGGCCGGGCCCCUGGGAGCACCCCCACCCCACGCCACCUACCAGUACACCCACACCUUUACGCCCACGCCCACCCACCACCUGGUAACCUCCCCUCCGCCCCCACGCCUUCAUGAGGAACACAAACCUAAGGCAUUACCCAAAGGUUCUCCGGGUUCUGUGUUGUCUUCGUCAGCGGCCACCUCCCUCAGUAACCCCCCCACGCCACAGCCUCCUCCUCUACAGUCCCCCACACUGCCGCAGCAACAGCAGCCGCCGCCUCAACAACAACAGCAGUCACAGCACCCAGCCUUCGUGGCGGGGUAUGAUGUUAAGGAUAAGGCCCCCCAGCAGGCAGCGUCUCCCUCACAGCCACAGGCCACACAGCCGCCGCCGCCUCCUCCUCCCCCGCCUACUUCAGCACCUCCGUCACAGCAGCCUGACCAGCCGCCCAGACUGACUGAGGCCCCCCAGGUCGUGCCCACCAGCCCCCCGCUGCCCUCCCCCGUCACCGUGGUUGCCUCCGUCGCCUGCCCCUCCAGCACAGUCACGGCGUCCACUGCGGUACCUCCUGUCCAGGCGUCCAGCUACCACCAGUACCUCGACCCCAAGUACCAGUGUUUAGACCAGAAGUACCAGGCGCCGGACCCCAAGUACCAGUGUACGGACACCAAGUUCACCCUACAGGACCCCAAGUACCAGUGUGUUGACCCUAAAUUCGUGUCGGCUGACCCUAAGUACCCGGUACAAGAUCUCAAGUACACCACCACGACCUCCCACGACCCCAAGUACACGAUACCGGAGUCUGACUUCCUAGUUCCCGAUCCCAAGUACGCCACUUUAGACCCCAAGUUCCAGUGUACGGACCCCAAGUACGGGACCUACACGACGGUGCCCAUCAAACCUGAGGGACGGUACGAGCCACAACCGGACAUGAGUGGCGGGAGUGUUGUCAACUGGGCAGUGGACGGAUCUGUCUACUCCUGUAAGGACUGUCCAGUGGCGUCCACCCCGUCUCAGUACACAUCAACAUCCUACGUGACGGACUACAGCCCCUCCUACUACACUCCCUCUUACUCCAUGUACAGCUCAGGGGCGCCGCCGUCCUGGGGUAUUCCGAGUAACCAGAUGAGUGUCAGUAGCUACCAGUACAGCACACCCAUGCCGCCCCUCUCCAUGCCCCUCAGUGAGCCGCCCCCACCGCCACCCAAACCACGCAGGCGACGGGCCAAGAGGAAAGUCACCAUACACAGCUGUCCAUAUGAAGGCUGUACCAAAACCUACAUCAAAUCCUCUCAUUUAAAAGCUCACCUGAGGACACACACGGGGGAGAAGCCUUACCUGUGCUCCUGGAAGGGUUGUGGCUGGAAGUUUGCACGAUCAGACGAGCUCACGAGGCACUACAGGAAGCACACAGGUGACAGACCCUUCCAGUGUCGGCUGUGUGAACGAGCCUUCUCCCGCUCUGACCACCUCAGCCUCCACAUGAAGCGUCACAUAGCGAUCUGAAGAGUAAAGAUAAACCCAGAUGUAACGUGACAUGACUUAAUGGGCAUAAAUCAUGAUCAGUAAGUGUGAUCUAAUUACAUAAACUCUCGAUCAAAAGAUGAAAAAUGUCAGAGUGAAAUAUGUCAGGGUGAAAAAUAUCCGAGUGAAGAAUAUUAGAGUGAAAAAUAUUAG